Messenger RNA from Orbilia oligospora ATCC 24927, 1812 nucleotides. RefSeq lists its product as uncharacterized. The coding region runs from base 1 to 1812 and encodes 603 amino acids. The transcript has 4 exons. The record is from RefSeq and is a predicted model, not a curated record. Gene Ontology annotation, molecular function: L-glutamate gamma-semialdehyde dehydrogenase (NAD+) activity. NCBI's taxonomy places the organism in Eukaryota, Fungi, Ascomycota, Orbiliomycetes, Orbiliales, Orbiliaceae. Gene Ontology annotation, cellular component: mitochondrial matrix.
AUGCUGUCUCGGUCGAGCAUUGUCUUCCUUCGAGCCACUGGUGUCGCUAGAUCGAGAGCUAAUACUAGCAGACUCGUCUCCAAACUUAAAAUCUCAACCAUCUCCAAUUCCUCAUUCUCUGUUUCGAAUUCUGCCCGUCGAUUAAGCCCUGUCUCCACAGCCAAGAUGUCGACAUUAGCGACCUUCAAGCUGCCGGCCGUCCAGAACGAGCCAAAUCAACACUUUGCCAAAGGAACAGCCGAAAGGAAUAAGCUGCAGGCUGCUCUCGAUGUUCUCAAGAACAAGGGGACUACUGAUAUUCCCGUCGUGGUCGGCGGAAAGUCUAUCACCACCGAUAACAAAGUUGCCCAGUAUAUGCCCUCUCAUCAUGCCAAAACCAUAGCUACUGCGUCGCAGGCGACCAAGGAACAUGUCAACGAGGCUAUCUCGUCCGCUCUUGCUGCUCGUGAGGCAUGGUCUACACUACCCUUCGCAGACCGAGCUGCUAUCUUCUUGAAGGCUGCCAAUCUGGUCGCUGGUAAAUAUCGUUAUGAUAUUCUCGCUGCUACAAUGCUUGGCCAGGGCAAGAACGCCUGGCAAGCAGAGAUCGAUGCUGCUGCCGAAUGUGCAGAUUUCUUAAGAUUCAACUGCGCAUACGCCGAAGAAUUGUACAAGCAGCAGCCUAUCAAGAACUCGCCUGGAGUCUGGAAUCGAGUCGAGUACCGCCCACUUGAGGGUUUCGUCUAUGCUAUCACUCCCUUCAACUUUACCGCUAUUGCAGCCAAUCUGCCAUGUGCACCAGCAUUGAUGGGCAAUGUCGUUGUCUGGAAGCCCUCACCAGCUGCAGUCUAUUCCAACUACCUGCUUUACAAUAUUCUCCUCGAAGCUGGCCUUCCACCAAAUGUUAUCCAGUUCGUCCCAGGAGACGCAGAAAUAGUCACAGACGCCGUUCUCUCUCAUAAGGAAUUCACCAGUCUCCAUUUCACCGGGUCAACCGCUGUUUUCCGUCACUUGUACGGCAAGAUUGCUAAGGGUGUAGCCGACGGAUUGUACAGAUCCUACCCAAGAAUUGUUGGUGAAACCGGAGGAAAGAACUUCCACGUUGUUCACGGAUCUGCUGAUGUCAAGAACGCUGUUCUGCACACCGUCCGAGGUGCCUUCGAGUAUUCCGGCCAGAAGUGCAGUGCUACCAGCAGACUAUAUGUCGCCCAAUCCAUCUGGGAGGAGUUCAAGAAGAACUUGAUUGCCGAGACAGAGGCUUUGAAGGUUGGCCCUAGCGAAGAUUUCCAGACUUUCGUUGGACCGGUCAUCCACAGGGGAUCUUUCGAUAAGUUAAAGAGAGUUAUCGAUGAUGCUAAGAACACAAAGGGUAUAACACUUGUGACCGGUGGCAAAUAUGAUGACUCCGAAGGGUUCAUCAUCCAUCCAACUGUUUACCAAGUUGACGACCCGACCCACGAACUCUUGAAUCAGGAAUUGUUCGGUCCCGUUCUCGCUACUUAUGUCUACCCAGACGCCGAAUUCGAGAAUAUCUUGAAGGCUGUUGAUACCACCGGUGGCGGAUACGCCCUUACUGGUUCGAUAUUUGCCAAGGACCGCGAGGUUGUCCGAUACGCUGAGGAGAAGCUUAGAGAUGCGGCUGGUAAUUUCUAUAUCAACUGCAAGAGCACUGGAGCCGUUGUUGGACAACAACCCUUCGGAGGUAGCCGAGCUAGUGGAACGAAUGAUAAGGCCGGAAGCAUGAACUUGCUGUUGAGGUUUGUGAAUGUGAGAAGUAUCAAGGAAGAGUUUGAUGCUAUGGAGAGUGUCACCUAUGCUAGCAAUGAAAUCUAA